Messenger RNA from Rotaria sordida, 3006 nucleotides. The record is from the annotation of a GenBank genome assembly. Lineage: Eukaryota; Metazoa; Rotifera; Eurotatoria; Philodinida; Philodinidae.
AUGGAGAAUAAUUUUGAAGAACAUGUUUCUACACUAUUUGAUUCACCUUGGCCCAAUGAUCUGAUAAUCAAGAUGAUAGAUAUUUUCGAAAAACAAACUUCUCAAACAAUAUCAUCGUUUAUCUCCGUAUCAUUAAAAUCUAUACUCACGAUCGAACAUUGGGCAUGGCAAAUGCUUAGUAAAGAUUCACGACAAUGGAUCUAUUUAGAUGAUUGUGUUAAAUUCUUUCAUGUACUUCAUUCAUUUAAUAUCAAAUUAAUUUCGAAUAAUAAUGGAAUUCAGUGUGAUACAAAAAUAUCACUAUUGAUUCCAUCGCAUAUUGAUUGGAUUGAUGGUAUACUUGAUCAAAUUGAAUCAAGCAAUGAUACAUUUCUAACACUUGCCAGUUUGUGGUUUGAUACUCUAUCAUAUUUAGCUCAACAACUUUCUGAAAUUGUCUAUUUACCAACGAUGCAACAUCUCAAUAAUCGAUUGAGUCGUGAUUUUCUAAUGACAAAUCAAUACAAAUUCUAUUUAAAACAACUUUGUGUAUCAAAUCUUCCACAAUCUGUAUUUACUGCCAAACAAAAUUUUUAUAUGAAAACAUGUUCAUUUUCAUUGAAUGUUUAUUUAUGGUCGAAAUCACAAAAUUUGCCUUUUACCAGCGAAGAAAUUAUUAAAUUUCUUAGUGAAGAUUAUUCAAAAAUUAUUCUUGUGCAAAGUUAUACUGUAGAGUCGUGGAGUAACGAAUUACUUUCUUGUAUUGCACAUAUUAUCGGUCUCAUGUGUUCAUCGUGUUGGUGGGGUGGACAAAAGCCUCAACAUAUCGAACUUAUUGUUUCAUCUAAAGACACAGUAUAUGAACAUAUUUUUGCACUUAUUCGUCUUGUUAGUUAUCAACCAUUUCAUGAACGUAUUUCUGCUCAAUUUUAUAAUGAUGAAACUGUUCUCAUGGAUACAAGUUUAAUUUUUUUAUUUGGUAUGGUACAAAUAUAUGAUUUAGAUUGUUUCAUAAGUUCACAAACAAAUUUACCUGCAAUACUUUGGUCCAUAGCACAAACAUCAUCCUAUGAUCGGAUUCGUGCUUGUGCCUAUGGAUUUCUGGCUGAAAUACUUUCUGAUAAACAAUUAAAAGAAUUAAAAAUUAGUGAUAAUAUAUGUGAAUUUUUCUUCCAUAUUCUUGAACAAGCAUGGAAUCAUCCGACAAAGAAAUGGAAAAAAAUAACAAUUCCAUAUUUAUUAAAAGGUUACUUGAGUUUAUCAUCAAAUGAUACAAUUCAAACAACAACAGCUAAUUCUAACAAAAUAUCAUUAUUUAUUGAAUUAUGUGAUCAUUAUCCUAUGGCAUUCGAUAUUAUAUGGGCUCUUUCAUUCAAUUCCAUUAUUGUUAAACAACUUCAAUCGAAUGAAUUAUUCAAAACUAAAUUAGUUCAAAUCAAUCAUCAAACAAAUGAUGAAAAUAUGCGUAAAAUUGUGAAUGGUAUUCUUUGGAAUUUAAAUUCAAAUCGUGAAGAAAAUAUUUUAUCAGAUAAUAGUCAUGAGAAAAAAUUCGAUAUUAUGAUCAGUUAUUCACAUAAAGAAAAACAAAUUUGUAAACAAUUAUAUGAAGAACUCAGUCAAUUAGGUUAUCGAAUAUGGAUUGAUUUUGAUCAAAUGCAUGGUAAUGUUAUGGAUGCAAUGGUAGAAGCUAUUGAACAAUCUCGAACUAUUAUGAUUUGUAUGAGUGAACAAUAUCAACGAAGUAAUUAUUGUCGAGCUGAAGCACAAUAUGCAUUUCAAAAACAAUUAAAUAUCAUACCGAUUCUCUUACAAAAACACUACAAACCUGAUGGAUGGCUUGCAUUUCUAAUUGGUUCAUUAUUGUAUAUUGAUUUUACUAAAUAUGAAUAUUCGAAAGCAUUCGAUAUGUUGAUGAAAGAACUUAAAAUGAUUAAUGAACGUAAUGAAAUUUCAACUAAACCUGUUCAAACAAAAUUAAAUACUGUAGGAUCAUUACCUGUUUCUUCUUGUUUGAUACAAUCAUCAUCACAAUCAAUAACAUUUCCUGAAAAUGUACAAGAUUGGACAGAAAUACAUGUACAUAGAUGGCUUUCUGAAAACGAUCUUCCACAGAUGGCUCGUAUUUUGUCGGGUAUGGAUGGUCUAAAUUUAAUUUAUUUAAGUGAAUAUAUAAUCAAAAGUGAACCACAACAAAUUUUAUCAUUACUUCAACAUGAUUCACUUCGUCGUAUAAAUGAGAAUAUUUCAUUGAUUGAAAUAUCUCGAUUUCGAACUUUGAUCGAAAGAAAAAAUUUGCUUAUGUUCAUAUCAACCAAACAAAUGUUAAAAGUAUUUCAACAGAAAAAAACAUCAGCAAUUCCAUUUAUUUAUCAAUGUUUAUUAUCCGUUCCUCCUGAUUAUGAAUCCGAUAAAACAGAAAAACGUUGGCCUCUUCUCUUAUUCUUACAUGGUGCCGGAGAAUCACAUAGUCCAAUUGAUAAAGUUCUAAAACAUGGUCCUCCAAAAUUGGUUCAUGCUUAUUCAUCCAGUAAAGAAGAUAAUCAUUCGUCGGAUAAUGUCAAUAUGGAAUGUGCACAAUUAGUAGCCGAAAACUUUAUUACAUGUAGUCCACAAGUUGAUCGAGGUUAUGUAUGGGAUUCAACGGUCUUAUCAGGACUUUUGGAUGAAUUAGAACAAACAUAUCGUAUUGACAAAAAUAAGAUAUAUGUGACUGGUAUUAGUAUGGGGGGUUAUGGUACUUGGUCUCUUGCAAUGGAUCAACCUACGCGUUUCGCUGCCAUAAUUCCUAUAUGUGGUGGAGGUGAUUGUCAGCGUGUUUCACUUUUAAAACAUCUACCUAUAUGGAAUUUUCAUGGAAAAUUAGAUAAUGUAAUACCAGUUACAGCAUCAUCAUCAUUAAUAAAAGCAUUGGAUAGUCCACUUUGUAAAUCAACAAUUUAUCCAAAUAUAAAACAUGAUUCUUGGACAGAAACAUACAAUAAUCCAGAGAUUUACAAAUGGCUACUUGAACAAACUAAAAAUCCAUGA